GUAAUGACUCUCAAGUUGCUGUUCAAAUAUUAAAAAAGACUUUACAAGGGGAAAUAAAGGAUGUGAUCGGAGGAUUAUAUCAAUGGGCUAAGGAUGUCGAUCGAGAAUUUCCUAUAUAUUGA
Scutellospora calospora is the source of this 122-nucleotide messenger RNA. NCBI's taxonomy places the organism in Eukaryota, Fungi, Glomeromycota, Glomeromycetes, Diversisporales, Gigasporaceae. The record is from the annotation of a GenBank genome assembly.